Messenger RNA from Rotaria sp. Silwood1, 993 nucleotides. The record is from the annotation of a GenBank genome assembly. Lineage: Eukaryota; Metazoa; Rotifera; Eurotatoria; Philodinida; Philodinidae.
AUGUGUGCCUUUUCAGUUACAGGAGUCGCUGCCGGAUUCCCUUUGGGUAUUACACGUGAUCCUAACCCGGGCAUACUUUACGUGACUAGUUCGAAUAAUUGUAUCUACCAAAUUGCACAAAAUAGCGGGGUUACAUCACCAAUAGUUACUGGAUUGACCAACCCAAGUGGUGCUGCUUUGGAUUCAACAUCAACUCAUCUUGUGAUCGGUCAUCAAGGGGGAGGCGCUAUGGUUAGCUGGGCUUUAGGAGCCGGUGCAGUGACACCUAUUACUAAUCUUAACUCAGCACCAGGGGCUGCCAGAGAUGUAACGAUCGAUUCCUCGGGAAAUAUGUGCGUCGCCGACACGCCCAAUAAUCGCAUACUGUUCUUUCCAGCUGGUCAAACGACUGGUCGUGUCAUUGCAGGCACGGGAGCACCUGGCAAUGGAGACAACAAACUAAGUAGUCCCUCUGCAAAUAGUGUUAUAGUCGCUGGAGGAAAUGGGCAAGGUAGUGAAAUGAAUCAACUCAACUAUUCCUGGGAUUUGUGUAUUGAUGAUGAUAAAAUUAUAUACAUCGCUGAUUACUGGAAUCAUCAUAAUAUUGAAUGGCAAUGUGGUGCGACGACUGGUCGAGUUGUGGCCGGUGGAAAUGGACAAGGAAAUCUUCCUGAUCAGUUGAGCUAUCCGCCAGAUGUGAUUAUUGAUAAAAAAAAUAUUCUUAUUAUUUGUGAUGGUGUUAAUAAUAGAGUAUUUCGAUGGCCUCGUCAAAAUGGUACAAAUGGAAAGAAGAUCAUUUCAAAUAUUGGAUGUCAUGACUCGACAAUAGACGGUGAUGGUUUUCUCUACAUUGUUGUUUGCGCUAGAUAUCAAGUUACACGAUAUCGAAUGGAAGUAAAUCAAGGAACAGUCGUUGCAGGUGGACAUGGUCUAGGGAGUCGUCUUGAUCAAUUGAAUUAUCCAAGAUACGUAUUUGUCGAUCGAAAUCAUUCUGUGUACGUAUGGGACGAGUAG